UAUUUUUAUUCAGGUGUAUCAGCUCUUAUGAGACCUGCAAGUGUUCCUUAAGAAAGUGGAGUGACGCAGACUUCGCCACGGAGGAGUUUCUGAUGAAUAAGGAGGCUUUCAGAGGAGGCUCUCUCAGUGCGCGCACCUGCGUAAAACACCGGCACCGUCCGAAACCGAGGAACCGCAAAGCUUUUACAGGAAGGCGACCAGCGGCUCAAUGGUCUGAAAUGAACCGGAUCUAUAUGAAAAGCUGAGAUUUUUUUUUUAAAUCUUUUAAACAAUGAGCUACAAUUCUGUUGGAUUACAAACUAUGAAGCUCCACUCCGCCGCUUUCUCCUCUGAGCAGCUGUGACCGUCCAGACGCAGAUACGCACCGACCUCUCUCAGCUCUACUUGUCCUCCUGCGAGAAACGAUGACAUCCAAAUUACUGGCUUAUGUCUUACUUCUGUCGCUCCUUCACACCUGCUCUCUAACAAUCGAGUACGAAGAGGACUACGAGGACGUCACUGUGAACCAGAUGCUGGCUCCUAAAUCCCAGCAAACCGACGCCACGGAAAUACUCAAUAAUUUACUGAAAGAAUAUGAUAAGAAUCUGCGGCCGGACAUCGGAGUUAAACCAACGGUCAUUGAUGUCGACAUAUUUGUGAACAGCAUUGGACCAGUGUCUUCAAUAAAUAUGGAAUAUCAAAUUGACAUCAUCUUUGCCCAGACGUGGACAGACAGCCGCCUCAGAUACAACAGCACAAUGAAAAUACUGACACUGAACAGCAAUAUGGUUGGACUUAUUUGGCUACCAGACACCAUCUUCAGAAACUCCAAGAAUGCAGACUCCCACUGGAUUACAAUGCCUAACCAGCUGCUCAGGAUAUGGAAUGAUGGGAAGAUACUUUACACCUUAAGGUUGACUAUAAAUGCAGAGUGCCAGCUGCAGCUGCACAACUUUCCAAUGGAUGAACACUCGUGUCCGCUCAUCUUCUCCAGCUAUGGAUACCCGCAAGAUGAGAUGAUAUACAAGUGGAGGAAGAACUCCGUGGAGGCGGCUGACCAAAAGUCCUGGCGUCUGUACCAGUUUGAUUUUAUGGGCCUGAGAAACACUACAGACAUAAUAAAGACUACAGCAGGUGACUACGUGGUGAUGACGGUGUACUUUGACCUGAGUAGGAGAAUGGGCUACUUCACCAUCCAGACUUACAUCCCCUGCAUCCUCACAGUGGUUCUCUCCUGGGUGUCCUUCUGGAUCAAAAAGGACGCCACUCCGGCCAGAACGGCUUUAGGUAUAACCACAGUUCUAACUAUGACAACUCUCAGUACUGUGGCCAGGACAUCACUGCCCAGAGUGUCUUAUGUCACCGCAAUGGACCUUUUUGUCACUGUCUGCUUCCUGUUUGUCUUUGCUGCUUUGAUGGAAUACGCAACGUUAAAUUACUACUCGUACAGCACUCGAAGACCCAGCUGCAUGGAACAUAAAAGAUCGAACUACUCUGUCCUGGAUGUGAGACCUCCUCCACACACCGUCAUCGCUUUAAACAACUCCAUGUACUGGCAGGACUUUGAGGACACUUGUGUCUACGAGUGUCUGGACGGAAAAGACUGUCAGAGCUUCUUCUGCUGCUUCGAGGAGUGUAAAGGUGGCGCAUGGAAAAAAGGACGCGUCCACAUAGAUCUACUUGAACUGGAUGCAUACUCGCGUGUCUUUUUCCCAACAUCCUUCUUGUUGUUCAACGUCGUCUACUGGGUAGGCUAUCUCUACCUUUAGCACACUGCAGGUGCCUGCUUGGUUUCAAAAGGAAGACAGCACAGUUCAAUAGUGGAAAUUCAAUAUUAAUAAAACACCAAAUAAACUCGUUCCUGUGGAACCUGAAGCAGUUACCCAGAGAUGAAAACACAGUCGAGAGGACAGUGGAUGUCUGCAGGCUUGUACCAGCCUCGAGAUUUCUGCCUCGCUGACUUCAGGUAUGAGAAAUCAACACCACACUGAUUCCCUUCAUAUGCUGUACACAGAGGGAAGUCGGGAUGGACUAAAGACAACUUGAAGACAAAGAAGGAAAUGUGCUUUGGACUGCUACCCCAGACUCCUCAGUCAGGACAGCUUGUGUAGUAGGGAAUAUUAUUAUCCAGCCAUCAGUCAAAUCCAGUUGAUGAAAAUCCAAGGACAGUCAAACCAUUCAUAGUGCCUUCCUCUGGAGGGGUAGAUACUAUCUGCUACAAUAAUCAGGGAAUAAUGAUUUAUUUAAAAAAAGAAGAAGAAGAAGAAGAAGAAGAAGAGCCUGGCUUUGACUGAUUGUGGCUUUUCUCAUUCAGAGCUUUGAGUUCCAUUUAUAAAACAGCCAUUUGUUGGAACAACCACAUGAACCACAUUAGAUUCACAUCUCUUCAUUAUGACUUUCCACCAUUAGGCAUGACUCAUCUGUCCUUCUUGCAGCUCCGUUAGUACUCUAUAGGGAGUAAUAAAUAAAUUGGUGCCCACGCAAGAGGAUGAUUCAAAUUAACCUUACUGCUGAGAUAAUAGUUUGUGCUUUAUUACUGCAUUUUUCUACAUUGCUGGGUGCAGAAUGAGUUAUUUGAAUUGUUCUUUGUAUUUUAUUUACAUGUGUUCAAACACUGACAAGCCUCUCAUUGGGUUAUCCUUAGAACAUCAAGAAAACCAGAAUUAUGGGUAACUCUCUGUACUUCAAUAUACCGUAAUUUCCGGACUAUAAGCCGCUACUUUUUUCUCACGCUUUGGACCCUGCGGCUUAUACAACGAUGCGACUAAUGUAUAGAAUUUUACGCGCGAGCUUCAUGCCAUCAUUAAGUUUAGCCUCGUCACAUCAGACCAAUAAAAUUACCAAACAGGUCACAGUGGACCAUUUACACUGUUCGAAUUAAAUCAAACACACUCUAAAUUCUUCAGAUCAAUCAUUUUGCGCUUCAUGCAUACACCCUCAUCAUGGAAAACAGUAAGAAAUGCGUAUGAUGCAGCUGUUGCAGGCCAAGUCUGCUCUCCUUUAACCUAGGCAGGUUAGGGUGUGUGUGUGUGUGUGUGUGACGUGAGGAGGAGCGCUGCAGCUGUGUGUGUGUGUGUGUGUGUGUGUGUGUGUGUGUGUGUGUGUGUGUGUGUGUUGCAGACACGAGUGUGGAAAUGGAGGCAGAGCGAAAUGCACCACGAUCAUAUACAAUACGAUACAAUAAAAACUUAAAGAUAAGUUUUAGCGCUAGCAGGCUAAGCUAAGCACGCUAGCUUAGCACGUUGGAGUUGGCAGCAUGCGUGGAGUGACUCCAUGUGUUUCACUGCUGUCUUACAGGGACUGUUCAGGAAAAAAGUAUGUAUUUAAUUACAAGUUGAAUAAAAUCUUUCAGUGUAAAUAUCUCAUGUUACAACGUGGACACCUGCGGCUUAUAGUGAAGUGUGGCUUAUAUAUGUCCAAAAACUUUUUCUUCUUAAAUUUGGUGUGUGUGGCUUUUAUUCAGGUACGCUCAAUAGUCUGGAAAUUACGGUAAAUGUUUAUCCAACUCAUAACAACUAUUUCAUGUCCAUGAUUAAUGAAAAUAUACUUUUAAACAAAACAUUUUUGGAUAUUUUUGGAAAGUCAUUUAUUUACUUUCUUGCCACAGAGGUAAAUACUAAUUUUAGAAUCACUCAUGUCUGUAAACCAAAUGUGAAGUUUAAGCCAGCAGUCAGUUAGCUUUGCUUAGAACAAAGACUAGAAGCAGAGGCCAAUAACUAGCAUGGCUCUGCCCAAAGAUGAGGAAUUUUGUCUACCUGCACUUUUGCAGUAACUACUUGAACUUAUUAAUGAAUAUAUAGAUAUUACCUGGCUGCUUGUUUCUGCUUCCAGUCUCUGUGCUAAUCUAAAGCCACUUGCAGACAUGCACUUCUUUCCAUUAAUCUAAUGACAUCAUUUCUAUUUUACUUUCAACAUCAAGUCUGAACUGUAUGUCGUCAGACAGGCACACACAAGUAUCAAGUUGUAUAAAUUGACUCAGUAAAAUCAUAUUCCACAUUUCAGCAUCGCUAUUGGUCCAAAAACAUCACAGAGCAAAAAAGACAGUGUGCAUGACAAACCACACAGCACCAUUCUCUUUCAGCUUGCCCAACAAUUUCUCAUUCAUUUAACAAUAAAACUUUACUGCAAUGAAGAUCGAACUGGUCAGACUAAUGAAGUAAAAUAAUUAACACAAUUCAGGUUUUGACAAAAUGUUAACGGAAGUUUUUCCUCUAAGUUUUUAAAAACCGGUAGCAUUGAACAGCAGCUAGACCAAUAUGAGCAUCUCCAAAGCGAGAGAAAUGUCCAUAUUUAUAUACCUGGCACAAAAGAACCAGUAGCAGUAGUAGUUUCAUUAUCUACAAUUUCAUGACAAAGAUCGCAUUAUUGUAAAAGUGGCCUAUGCCUGAAUGACAGAAUGCCAUCACUGUAACAGACAAAUAAAGCAUGAAUGGUAAAUAUUACACAUCUGAAAAGGGCUGAAGAGAACGAGCAGCUGGCGCCAGCUUCAUAUGUAGCAUACAGACAUGAGAGAGGUAUCAAUCUUCUCAUUUAAAGCUCAAGAGAUAAACUAUUAAGUGUAUUUCCCAAAAUGUCCAACUAUUCAUUGAAAAUUCCAGCAGUGGUGGGCUGUCAAUCCAUACUACAUGAGUCACAUAUAUGAACUUGUUUUGUUAUUCAAUUAGCAUUAAGCUGUGGUGGGUCGUAAAUCAUGACUUGAAUACAGUUACAGACAGGAGACAAAAAAGCUGUUUAUGUCCACCAGCUGCAUUAUCACAGAUUGGGGCUGUUUGAGAUGAAACAUCAAGGGAGCAAAGGCAGCCAUGCUUGUAAUUCAAGUGUUAUUUUCUAGAUGUUGCACAUAUCACAUCAUGUACUGCCGUUGCACAACAGCCACUUCUGGCCAGAGCUCUGAACACACACUCGAUAAAAUGAACAGGCAAAGACAGUUUUUUUUUUAGCUGUUACACUAGAUCUGCUGUAAUGAGUGUCAUUUGUGCAUUACUGUAGGCAUAAAUAUAAUAAUCCCACUUAUUAGGAUCACUACACUCUGUUUGGCCGUUGAUACUUCUUCGCAUGUCACAGAAAACUGACCUUUUCCCUGACGAGGAUGUGAUACAUUUAGAGGUAGAAUUCUAGUUUUAAUGUGGACAAUUGUAUUAUAUUUUUUGUGUGUGUGUCUAGACUUGGCAUUAGCAACCGUUGAAUUGCCUUAGUGUAGCCCACCCAGAGCUGAGAUGAACACCAGAAAUACAUAUUUACCUCUGACAAUAACCUCAGCGUGGUAAAGACCUCACUGCAGCGAAGGAUACUCCUUCACCUUGGGCAGUAAACUUAAUUAAACUUUUUAUAUCCCUUUUUUCAGCUUUUUUUCCUUCUUAUAUUUGCUAUGUAUGUGCCAAAUAUUUCACAUAUGUGCCCUGUCACUUAUGUUUUCAAGCAAGUCUGAAAAAGCCUAUAUAUACAUAUAUAUGUACAGAUAUAGAAACUGUGGAGUGUUUAUAGAGUACCAGGGUCAAUGCUGUGUUCACAUUGUGGCAUGACGCAGCUGAAACUAAAGUAUUUCCAGUAAGAAAAGAACAGUAAAUUCUGUCUGCACUGGUGUAAAGUGCCGCUUACUGUGCCUGCAGACAAACAGGAUGUGGACUGAAAAUGAAAAUGGAUGCAGGCACGUGUCACUGCGCCUGCUAAUCGAAUUUCCCAGACAAAUACAAAGUACUGACAGCAGUUCUCCUCCUGACUGUUUUGGUCUUUUCUUUGGCAUUAAACCUAUACUUUAAAACCACAAAUGGGGCACAUGGGGCAUUUUCUUGGCUACAAUGUGAAUACAAGACUAUACUUUUAUAGCAUUUUUAUGACCAGUGUUUAUUUUGCAGUGCUUAUUGAUUCAUUAGUCUGUGUUGCCCUGAUGUUACAGUGUUCUGACUCCCUUCAGCUGACAGACGAAGGGCGAAGCAAUAAGGUUUACUGAGUGGUGCUAUACUUUAGAGUAACUCUGACAUUGCCACAUAAAAAUAAAAAGUGAUUACAAAGAACAUA
This is a messenger RNA of Acanthochromis polyacanthus (spiny chromis), 5997 nucleotides long. Its product is annotated as gamma-aminobutyric acid type A receptor subunit gamma3. The record is from RefSeq and is a predicted model, not a curated record. Gene Ontology annotation, molecular function: GABA-A receptor activity; inhibitory extracellular ligand-gated monoatomic ion channel activity; benzodiazepine receptor activity. The coding region runs from base 405 to 1748 and encodes 447 amino acids. Gene Ontology annotation, biological process: nervous system process; regulation of postsynaptic membrane potential; monoatomic ion transmembrane transport. The transcript has 9 exons. Gene Ontology annotation, cellular component: GABA-A receptor complex; dendrite membrane; synapse. Lineage: Eukaryota; Metazoa; Chordata; Actinopteri; Pomacentridae.